Photinus pyralis (common eastern firefly) is the source of this 945-nucleotide messenger RNA. RefSeq lists its product as uncharacterized. Gene Ontology annotation, molecular function: zinc ion binding; nucleic acid binding. The coding region runs from base 1 to 945 and encodes 314 amino acids. The transcript has a single exon. The record is from RefSeq and is a predicted model, not a curated record. NCBI's taxonomy places the organism in Eukaryota, Metazoa, Arthropoda, Insecta, Coleoptera, Lampyridae.
AUGAACUGGGAUAGAGUUAUGGAAAGUCAGCACGAAAAACUGAUGAACCACGAGAAGCUAUUAAAGGAUACUUUAGACCAAGUAAAUACCCAAAAUGUCAGCAUCAGCAAGGAUCUAGCGCAAGUUCUCCAAACUCAAUCUGAAGUGAAGCUUACGUAUGCGGACAAGUUGAAACAGAAAACCUACGACCCAGUUAUCAUCGUUAAGCCCAAGGACGCGAACCAACCGUCCAAGCAAACCUUCACCACCCUCAAAGAAAAUAUCGAUCCAAUUACCCGAGAAGUUACCGGAAUGAAAACUCUACGUAGAGGAACCAUUGUUGUUGAAUGUAAAAAUAAAGAAGCUGCAGCCAAACUUAAGGAGGAAGCCGAAAGGAAACUGGGAUCCGACUACAUUCUUUCCUUACCAAAACAGAAGAUGCCGAAGAUUAAAAUCGUAGGCCUCAAUGACAAGAUCGGGAGUACCGAAAUGAAGGAAAUGAUUCUCGCGCAGAAUCAAUUCCUCGACGAAGCCGCGUACAUAAACGUCGUACACAUAACGGAAGAUAAAAGAAAUCCUAACAGGUAUUUGGCUUACGCUGAGGUUGACGGUAAUAGUUACCGGAAAAUUCUAAGUGAACAAAAGCUUAACAUAGGAUGGGACCGUUGCAGAAUUUAUGAUGCUGUGACAACUAGAAGAUGCUACAAAUGCAAUGGGUUCGGACAUAAGGCAACUGACUGUAGCAAAACUACUACCUGCCCCAAAUGUGCGGGAGACCAUGACCUAGCGAGCUGUAAAGCUUCGGACGCGGAAAUUAAAUGCAGUAACUGUGCCAACGCCGUUGAGAAACUAAAAAUGAAACUGGAUGUACAGCACCCGGCCUGGAGUGUUGAUUGCCCAGUCUACAAAAAACGACUCGAUCAAGAAAGAAGCAGAAUUGAUUUUUUAGGCCAUCCCCAACACUAA